CUGUUUUCGUAUAUCCUUAUUACUUUGCUUGUUAGGCAUUCUUAAUUGUUUAUUGUAGUUCUAGGAACAAAGGCAACAGAAGCUCAAAUAUAUUUUAUCUAAUUUGCGCUGACCAGUGAUGGAUUUGUGUGUUCUAACUUACAGUGCAUCUUGCACAAAAAAUGGAGAAGCGAGAGCUGACAUUGAGCAGUUUCGAUGCUCCUUUCGUGCCUCAUGGGAAGUUUGGAUGUAGAAGUUCUCACAUUUCUCAAACUCGAGAAAAUGAGGAUGUUCCAGCUCACAGUUUCAGCUUCGACAAGAGAGUGGAGACCUCGCGUGGUGGAACUGUCAUUCGCAAAACUAAAUCACUGAAUGCUCAAUUCUUGAUCAACGUCGAUGGCCUCAUCAAUAAUGCUGCAGGAAGCUUUCAUCAGAUGGAUUCCAACGUUAAUGGUUCCUCUAUCAAGGAAUUAAGAUAUUCCCUUUCAUUCACUGCACCCACCUCGCUCUCACAGGAACUCUCAGAUGUCUUGAAACUGCCAGGUCCAAAGUGCGAAGAUGGAGCAUCUGAUGUUUCUGCAGAGGAGGGAUCAGAAUCAUGCCAGUGGACAAGAAUGCAAAUGGAACCAACCUUGCCAAUACAUCUCAAGUUUGAAGAUGUGAAAUACAACGUGCCGUUGAGAGGUGAGAAGUCUUCAGGAGAAGGCAAAUACAUUCUGCAUGGUAUUACUGGUUCGGUACGCCCAGGAGAGAUUCUUGCUUUAAUGGGACCAUCAGGAGGUGGUAAAACAACACUACUUAAUAUCUUGAGCGGAAGGACCAGGUUUAACAGUGGUUCCAUCACUUACAAUGACAGACCAUAUACCAAAUCACUAAAGAAGAGGAUUGGAUAUGUAACGCAAGACGAUGUCGUGUUCCCUCAUCUUACAGUCAAGGAAACUCUCACAUAUGUAGCUUUGCUUCGUCUCUCGAAGGAUCUCUCAAUAACACAGAAAAAAGAGAGGGUUAUGAAUGUUUUAAGUGAACUAUGCCUCGAAAGAUGCCAAGAUACAGCAAUUGGCGGCAAUUUUAUUAGAGGGGUUUCUGGGGGUGAGAGAAAAAGGGUCUGCAUUGGUACAGAAAUCCUACUCAACCCAUCACUCUUGUUCUUAGAUGAACCAACAUCUGGUCUAGAUUCAACCACAGCAUCACGAAUUGUUCAGAUCCUUCAAAACAUCUCUAAAGAGGGAAAGACAGUGGUGACAACAAUACACCAGCCGUCAAGUAAGCUGUUCAGCAUGUUUGACAAGUUGAUUCUGUUGGGAAAAGGCAGCACCUUGUACUUUGGAAAAGCAUCUGAUGCAAUGAUGUAUUUCUCCUCUAUUGGUUGUUCUCCAUUGAUAGCCAUGAACCCUGCAGAAUUCCUCAUUGACCUUGCAAAUGGCAACAUGAAAGAGAAAUCUGUCCCUUCAGAACUUGAGGAUAAGUUCCAUUAUGGAAUCAAAACACUCGACCUAAAAAACAAGACACCCUCCCCAGUUGAAGUCCACGAGUUUCUUGUCAAGUCCUACGAAAUAAGGCUUGCAAAAAGAGAGAAAGCAAUGCUUCUCGAACCUGUGACAAUAAAGGGAGAUCAGAGUGGGAUGCAAGGCAGUCCAUUCCUGAGGGACUUUGGAGCAACUUGGUCUCAACAAUUUUGCAUUCUCUUCAUGAGGGGCAUUAGGCAGAGGCGUCAUGAGUACUUCAGCUGUUUGCGCGUAACUCAAGUAAUAUCAACUGCAAUAAUUGUUGGACUACUUUGGUGGCACUCUGGUGCUUCUUCUUCCAGGAGUCUCCAUGAUCAGGCAGGGCUGCUGUUCUUUCUUUCAGUGUUCUGGGGCUUCUAUCCUCUGUUUAGUGCCAUCUUCAUGUUCCCACAAGAAAGAGCAAUGCUGGUGAAAGAGAGAUCGAUUGACAUGUAUAAACUAAGUGCCUACUUCUUAGCUAAAAACACCAGUGAUGUUCCAAUGGAGCUUCUAAUGCCUCUAGUGUUCAUGGUGAUUGUGUAUUUCAUGGUCGGCUUGAAGCUACAAUUCUCUGCAUUUUUUCUCACCAUCCUCACAAUUUUUGUGAGUGUUCUAGCGGCUCAGGGUCUGGGACAAACCAUAAGCGCAGCAUUUCUAGAUGUGAAGAAAGCUACUACUCUAGCCUCAAUCGUGGUCAUGACCUUCAUGCUAACUGGUGGAUUCUUUAGCCAACAAGUCCCAAGGUUUAUGUCAUGGGUGCGCUACGUGUCUUUCAACUACCACACUUACAGGUUGCUUUUGAAAAUUCAGUAUGGCUGUGUGGGUUCAACUUCUGCAUCAGGUUGCAGUGAAUCUACUUUAGUGGAAAAUAGUGAAACUAAAUUCGGGAGAGAACUGGAAGUUGGUGCUAUGAUAAUCAUGAUUAUUACGUAUCGGCUAAUAGCGUAUUUAUUUCUUUGGAGAAUGAAUAUAAGGACUAAUUGAUGCUCAUCAGAAAUCAAGCGCGCGCGCUCUAGCUUGUGAAGCCAAUUUUCAGGCUUAAAAUAUUCUGUGUUGGGCCAAGUUCACAUGGCAUUCAUAUGGCCGUAGCUUUUAGAAUGAGGUGGACUUAAUGAAUCGAACGGGACCGAUUCUAUUUCUCAACUCUUUAGAUUUUCUGGCUCAUUUAUAAGUUGUUCGUUGACUUGUACUCGGUGAUUGAAUAAGAACUUUUUAGUGAUAUGUAUUUGAAAAUUGUCAAUCCCAACCGAGUUUGUCAAA
This is a messenger RNA of Prosopis cineraria, 2723 nucleotides long. RefSeq names its product ABC transporter G family member 22-like. Gene Ontology annotation, molecular function: ATP binding; ATP hydrolysis activity; ABC-type transporter activity. The coding region runs from base 162 to 2447 and encodes 761 amino acids. Lineage: Eukaryota; Viridiplantae; Streptophyta; Magnoliopsida; Fabales; Fabaceae. The transcript has 10 exons. Gene Ontology annotation, cellular component: membrane. The record is from RefSeq and is a predicted model, not a curated record.